Messenger RNA from Copidosoma floridanum, 2603 nucleotides. It is a transcript of the gene Rnft2, whose product is annotated as ring finger protein, transmembrane 2. The record is from RefSeq and is a predicted model, not a curated record. NCBI's taxonomy places the organism in Eukaryota, Metazoa, Arthropoda, Insecta, Hymenoptera, Encyrtidae. Gene Ontology annotation, molecular function: ubiquitin protein ligase activity. Gene Ontology annotation, biological process: positive regulation of ERAD pathway.
GAGCGCGCAAAAGUCGAUAGUAGUUUGACGUGCGCGCUGCCCGACUCCUCGUGUAUACUUUAUUCCUUCGACCUCCUGAUUCGCGAAUUAACAGUGCCGUGUGUGUUUCAUCAUCAGUCAUCAUCAGUGAGUCGAUCAGUGUCACAUAAGUCGAUAUGAAAGUGCGGUUGUAUCACUCGUAUACUGUACUGGCUGUCACAUUAUUUACCUCAUUCUAUGAUUGUAUCGAAUUGUUACCGAUUCCUCGAUGAUCAUAUCUAAUCUUGCUUAAAUCUCAGACGAUGAUUUAUAAUUACAUCCAAGCAAUCUCCAUAGGUACGUCGUAAGCCGUAAGAGCGAGAAUUCAUUAUUUAAAUACUUAUACCUACAGUGUGCAGAUCUGCAGUGCAUCAGCGCUAAUCGUUCGUUCUGAAUCAGAAAUUUUACCGCUCCAUUUUAUACUUAGAACAGGUAGGUACCUAUCAUUCAGUGGCGUCUUUUCAUUUGUCAUCCGUAUCGUAUCAUCGUGAUAUACGUGACAUUGCUGCAGCACAUGAGAGAGAGAGAGAGAGAGAGAGAGUAUAUAGGUAGACACAAUAACAGGAGCAAGUCAGCAGAGAGAGAACACAGUGAAUGACAGUGAGGGUAUAUGAACUCAUGUCGCCAUCACCAAGUUGUCCAGGCGCCAGUACUCGUACGUUUACUUCGUCGUCAUUAUCAACAACAUAUUAUCUGCAUCGAUUAGCGGAAUCGUCGUCGUCGUCGUUAUCGAGUACAGUCUAUUGUAAUGCCACGACGACGUUAUUAAUUGUUAAAUAGGAGUCCGUCGAACGUGUACGUGUUCGUCGACUUUAUACAGACCGGCCUAAAGAACAAGAAAAUGAUGACGGGAGGGUCACAAACAGUGUAAGAAAAAGACGAGGAGUACGGAAUCAAACCAAGAGUUACCUUCUCAUCAUUGAUGCAUCGUUAUCCGCAUCAAUCUUAGGAUAUAAUUCAAAAAUCUGUUAUGGCAGAUACAGCUAUAACUGUGGAAGAGGCAGAGCCCGAGUCGGAGCCUAGAAGGGCUAGCACAACAGAAAGUGCCCAGUCAACUGGGAUACUUAUGACACAUUCCCAUCCUCCGCCAAAUUCUAAUACAGCACUCGCAACAUUAGGCUUUCAUUUUAAUCCAAUGGAAGAUUCAAGAAGAAUUAUAGCAAACAAUCUUUCCAGCAUAGGAGAAAUCAGUCCUCUAAUAAGUUUGUCUAGAUCUAGACCAGCCUUAUCAAUACAAGAAUGGCUUAAUCCAAAUCACCAAAGACAAUUGCAACCACUGAGUCCAGUAAAUGAGCGAGAUAGCGUAGGGAUAAAUAUUGACAAUCUCUCAAGCGCAUCCAGCGAAACACAUCAGUCUCCGAGUAGUGGUCAUGAGCCUCGCUCGUUUGGAGAAAAUUUUGUAAAUAAUUCCAGAGGGUCUGCAAGUAAUGGAAAUGCCAAUGCAAACAGUAACAAUAAUGAUGAUCCCGAAGCAAAUCCUUCGCAAUCUCUUGCUUUGAAUGCAGAAGCAAGGGCAACACAGAAAAGUUUAGAACAUUACCUUCCAUUUUUAACAAUAAUACUUACCAAAUUUGUAUACGAUAAUGUAUCUGAAAUAUUGAAUUUCGUUCUAUUAGUGGUCACAUUUAUUCAAGCUAAUAACGAUCUUAAAAGAGAAAUUGUGAAACAACAAAAUCGCAACUUCAUGAGUUUAUUUGGCAUAAUUUGCUACAGUCUUGGCUGUCUUGUUUUUAUUAAUUUUGUUUUCAAAGAGCCAAUAUUUAUCUCGUAUACCACUUUACCUAUGACUUUAUCCGAAUUAUUAUGGAUCAUAGUAGUCUCAGAUUACGUGCUAAAACUGACUACUGUUGCCGUAAAAGUUGUUUUAACAUCCCUGCCAGCGGGGCUUCUUCCUUUGCAGAAAAGAGGAAAAUUUUAUUUACUGAUAGAAGCUACUUCACAGCUUUAUCGAUGUUUUGUACCUGUAAAACCUUGGUUGCACUAUCUCUACACAAUCUAUGAUGGUCCUGACAAAGUGCUAGGAGUCAUCCUAUUCAUAAUGUACGGUAUGCACAAGGGAGGUGACAUUUUGUCACACAUAAAAUUGUUGCUGCAGGCUUUGUGGAAAGUCUUUCAAAAUGUGAGUUUAGGGGUAUGCCCAUCAAAGGAGCAAAUCGUCGCUUCGGGCGGUGUAUGUGCCAUUUGUCACGAAGAGUACUCAGCCCCAGUUAAGCUUCUUUGUAAGCACAUCUUCUGUGAAAGCUGUGUCACUACCUGGCUCGAUCGAGAACGAUCCUGUCCAUUGUGUCGCGCGUCUAUAACCGACGAUCCUAUCUACAGGGAUGGUCACACAACGCAUUUUAUUCAAUUGUAUUAGAUUUUCGACGAUUACACAUGUUUCUACUUUCAGAGUAUCAAAUAUUUUUGUUUGGUUAAAUGUAAGUAAGACCUUGAUUACAUUAGAAAAUUGAGAUUGACAAUAGCAUUUACAUAUUCUGAAAGUAGAAAAAUUUAAACUCCAAUGGUUUUUGUAAAUAAGGCACGGGAUGAAAGACUAGAUAAAAAUAAGGAUCCAACUUUUGGUUGGAUUUUUUAUAUUACUUAAC